Molecule: messenger RNA, 2049 nt
Organism: Fusarium vanettenii 77-13-4
Lineage: Eukaryota; Fungi; Ascomycota; Sordariomycetes; Hypocreales; Nectriaceae
Exons: 8
Coding region: 1-2049 (682 amino acids)
Source: RefSeq, a predicted model, not a curated record
AUGGAGGACGACAUACCACAGGCAGUUCGGAACUGCCGUACCUGCAAGCAAGACCUGCCCGAAGUCGAAUUUCGAGGCGUCAAGGACCCUACGAAGUUUACAGGACAGUGUAGUAGCUGCAGGGCGCGCCAAAAGGAACGGGCGACCGAAUCUCGAGCCGCGGUUGCCGCCAUGCGGAACAUCGUCUCAGGGCUGUCGCCGCGCAGAACGGCGAAGAGGACCGAUUCUCAGGCUCACUUGACGCCUCCACGGCGAAAUGCGCCAGCGCCUGUAUCCAUUAAUAGCUCACAACCCCCUGCAACGCCUGCUGUAUUCCGUGGUCUGGCGCCCGUCCUCCAGGGACUGCCCAGACCUCUGCUGGACCCCUCUACCUCAAGCGUGGUGGAAGGAGUCCUCCCUAUCCCUCCCACCCCCAGCCCGCCAAGAGUAGUUCUGGGCACGCCGAUUCCUAGUGACACCGCCCCAACGGCUCCUAUUGUGCUAGGCACGCCUGUACCACAGGAAUCAUUCCCUACCACUGCUUCAUUACUGCCACAGGGUCAUCGCCGCGGCCGCUAUACACGUCAAGGCAUCGUGAACCGACGGCCACGGCCGCAGCUUCAAGAACGACAGUUUGAUCAGAUAGUUGAUCCACCUUUUACAGGGGACCUUGAUUUGCCUACCCUUAGUGAGGAGGAUCAGGCCCUUGUGCGGGAGUUCUAUACUGCCCUGAAUGACGACAAGAUGCAUAGUUGCAUUCGCUGCCGGGAGCAUUGGUUCGAUAUGAAGAAAAACAGCUUGGGAGUUUGCAGCCGCUGCAUCAGUCGAGAUAGGGAGAGAACCCCCGAUGAGCCCUACUUCUUUAGCGCUGCCAAUAGCCUUGACUUCGGGGAAGUCCCCGGUAGUCUACCCAGCCUAACGAUGGUUGAGGAGAUGCUGAUUGCUAGGGUUCACUAUAAAUACCGCGGCCAUGUUGCCCACUUCCUUCGCAAUGUUGGUAGGCUAUUUGAAGAGCUCCCGGUCCUACCUGAAGAGCUAGAUAUCGUGCUCCUGCGGCCUCCUGACAUGGAGGGCGACCCUCACUUCCAGCAGCAGUUUGCUCGCGAUUUCCGGCGCCACCACCCGGGCUAUCGCGAUAUCGUUGUGAGGCAGGAUCGCUUGCAACGGCUUCCUCUCGACGGCAGCAUAGUUGCUUCCGUUGCUAGCCAAGUGGCUGAUAUACCUGACGGCGAGGCCCCCCAAGGUCCGGUUGAGGAGGAUGUAGAAGAGGAUCCAGUAGAUGUAGAUGCAUCGGCGAUCCCGAAUUUGCAGGUUACCGAUACCGAAUUAAACGCCCUGCAAUCCCGAUUCCUUUAUGGCACCCCUGACCCCGAGCGUAUGGCCGAUCUUGAGUAUAUACCGCCUAAUGCGCAGACUCAACACCAGAUACCACUACCUUCUAUUCGCAGGCCUGGCCUUUUCGUCACAGAGUGGAAAGCGGCUCCUGAGGCGGCGCGGAUGGCUCUGUCCCGGCAACUACUGCGAGAUAACGCCUACAUUGCCGCCUAUCACUUCCAUAAGCGCUAUAUGCUCUUUAGGACUAUUGUCCUGAAGCAGAAGUUUAACCUAAUAGACUUUUGGGGUCGCUACGAGUGGGGCGAGCGGAACAAUAGCCAGAUGAACCACUACAACCGUUUACUUGCCGUCGCGUGGCUAGCCAAUACAGAUAUGUCACCCUGCAUGAGCCUGCAGCAGGUGAUCGAUUACGUAGCUAAAUACUGCUCUAAGUCGGAGAAGAAGAUCGCUGAGCGAGACUACUCGAAGCAGGAGGUUAGCUACCUGCUCCUCGGCCUGCCGCUACAAGAGGGUUCACGAACCUGCUUACAAAUUGAUUGCCGUAAUCCUGAUAUGCAUUCUCGCUUCCUGCGGAUUGACGCCGAUGAGGUUGACGAGGCGCCCAACGUCUACGAAAAGUACUGUCAACGCCCCGAAGCCCUAGAGGACCUGACGAACCCUUCCAAAUGGAAGCAAUGGCAGCCAGGCAACGUUAACGGCAGGCCUCGUGUAUUGGUCUACUUUCCUCGCUAUUAG